This is a messenger RNA of Erigeron canadensis, 6395 nucleotides long. Its product is annotated as nuclear pore complex protein NUP205. NCBI's taxonomy places the organism in Eukaryota, Viridiplantae, Streptophyta, Magnoliopsida, Asterales, Asteraceae. Gene Ontology annotation, cellular component: nuclear pore. The coding region runs from base 230 to 5845 and encodes 1871 amino acids. The record is from RefSeq and is a predicted model, not a curated record. The transcript has 45 exons.
UUUUAUUUUUGGUUUUAAAAAUACUCCGUAACGAAACACUCUCCUAAAAACUAAAACCACCAUCAAUCAAUCAAUCAAUCAAUCAAUCAGCAUCAGCCACUGGAAAACCAACACUCUCAAAACCCUUCCCAGACCUUCAAUAAGAAAAACCCCUGAGGCAAAAAAUUAGGGCUCUUUUCCCGCCUUUCUCAAAACCACACACAAAAUUAUUCUUACUUCGCCGGCGGCGAUGGUGACAGCUAAGCAGCUACUAUCCACCAUUGAAUCGACGCUAUUAGUCUCCACCACUCCUUCUCCGUCACAGAGGAUUGAACUCAUUCACGCUAUUCGUCACUCCCUUCCCUCUCUCCGUACUCUCUUGUCUUUUCCGCCUCCAAAGCCUUCAGACAGAGCACAAGUUCAGUUGAAAGAAGUUAGGCUUCCCAAUUCAGGGCCAAUCCCACUUGACGAUCAAGAUGUGCAGAUUGCUCUCAAGCUGAGUGAUGAUCUCCACCUCAAUGAAAUAGACUGUGUGCGGCUUCUUGUUUCUGCUAAUCAGGAGUGGGGAUUACAAGGAAGAGGGCCGUUGGAUAUUUUACGUCUUACAGCAGGGCUUUGGUAUACAGAGAGAAGAGAUUUAAUAACGGCUUUGUAUACACUUUUACGGGCAAUUGUGCUUGAUCAGGGACUUGAGGUUGAUCUUCAAGCUGACAUUUUAAAAUAUGUUGAAGAUCUUAUUAACGGUGGGCUUCGACAGCGACUAAUAUCUCUUAUAAAGGAACUUAAUCGAGAAGAACCAGCGGGUUUGGGUGGGCCCAAUUCUGAUCGGUAUAUUCUUGACUCGAGGGGUGCUCUUGUGGAAAGACGAGCUGUUGUUUGUAGGGAGAGGCUCAUUCUUGGUCACUGUCUUGUUCUAUCACUGUUGGUUGUACGUGCAAGCCCGAAAGAUGUUAAAGAUAUUUAUACAGUUUUAAAAGAUAGUGUGGGGGAUACCAGCGGCAGUACUGACAUUGUAAAGAACCAGAUCACAUAUAGUCUUCUUUUUUCUCUUAUAAUUUCUUUAAUAUCAGAUGCACUGGGUGCAUCACCGGACCAUAUGUCUAUCUUGUCUCAGGAUACAUCCUUUAGGCAUGAAUUCCAUGAAACCGUGAUGGCAAUAGGGAAUGAUCCCACAGUUGAGGGCUGCAUAGUCUGUGUCAGACUUGCAUGGGCUGUACAUUUGAUGAUAAUACAAGAGACAACUGAUUCAAGGGACGACGGAAGAAUUAAUUCAUGUCUUGAAGUUGUUUUCUCGAGCAACGUUUUCCAGUUUUUUCUUAACUCAGUUCUUCGAACGCCAUCCUAUCAGAAUGAUGAUGAGGAUAUGAUCUACAUGUAUAACGCAUACUUACACAAGCUGAUAACAUCAUUUCUUUCGCAUCCACUUGCUAGAGACAAGGUGAAAGAAACAAAGGAGCAGGCCAUGACCGUUCUCAGUCCAUACAAAAUGUCUGGUUCACAUGAUUUUGUUUUGGAUGGUAACAAGCAUUCUCAACAAGCUUCUGAAUCUUUCCCUCAAACUUUUGUCUCUCUCCUGGAGUUUGUUAGUGAAAUAUAUGAGAAAGAACCUGAACUGUUAUCUGGCAAUGAUGUUAUAUGGACAUUUGUAACGUUUGCUGGGGAGGAUCACACUAAUUUUCAGACACUUGUGGCAUUUUUGAAGAUGCUUAGUACAAUGGCUUCAAGUGAGGAGGGGGCUUCCAAAGUGUACGAGUUAUUGCAGGGCAGAACAUUUCGCUCUAUUUCUUGGAGCACUUUGUUUGAUUGUUUGUCUAUUUACGAGGAGAAAUUCAAGCAAUCAUCUCAAAGUGGUGGCCCGAUAUUACCAGAAAUACAAGAGGGAGAUGCAAAAGCUUUGGUUGCUUAUCUGUGUGUUCUUCGCAAGGUCUUGGAAAAUGGGAAUCCUAUUGAAAGAAAAACAUGGUUUCCUGAUAUUGAACCAUUAUUUAAGCUUCUUAGUUACGAAAAUGUGCCUCCGUAUCUGAAGGGGGCAUUGCGGAAUUCAAUAUCAACUUUUAUUCAUGUUUCCCCAAACCUGAAAGAUACCAUUUGGGGUUUCCUUGAGCAGUAUGAUUUACCAGUAGUAGUUGGACCUCAAGCUGGCCAAAUAAUGGGUUCCCAGGUUUAUGAUAUGAGAUUUGAGUUAAAUGAAGUAGAAGCAAGAAGUGAGCAUUAUCCAUCCACAAUCUCAUUUCUUAAUCUGUUAAAUGCUCUCAUUGCUGAAGAAAGGGAUGCAGCGGAUAGGGGACGUAGGUUUAUAGGCAUCUUUCGGUUCAUAUAUGAUCAUGUGUUUGGGCCAUUUUCGCAGCGGGCCUAUGCAGACCCUUCUGAGAAAUGGCAGUUGGGUGUUGCAUGUCUUCAACAUUUUCAAAUGAUAUUGAGUAUGUAUGACAUAAAAGAUGAAGAUGCUGACAUAGUGGCAAGUCAAACUCAGCUCAUGGCACCACAAUCAACUCCGCUCCAGAUGCAGCUUCCUGUCAUAGAAUUGCUCAAAGAUUUUAUGAGCGGGAAGACUGUAUUUCGAAAUAUUAUGGGUAUUCUUUUACCCGGAGUGGAUGCCAUAAUUGCUGACCGAACCAAUCGGACUUACGGUUUACUCUUAGAAAAAGCUGUGCUCUUAUCUCUGGAAAUUAUAAUUCUGGUUUUGGAGAGGGAUUUAUUAGUUUCUGAUUUUUGGCGUCCCUUAUACCAGCCUUUUGAUGUUAUUCUUUCUCAAGAUCAUAAUCAGAUUGUAGCCUUGUUGGAAUAUAUCAGAUAUGAUUUUCAUCCACAAUUACAACAACUCUCCAUAAAACUAAUGAGCAUCUUGAGCUCUCGCAUGGUUGGGUUUGUACCGUUACUACUAAAAUCCAACUCUGCUGGUCUUCUGGUUGAAGAUUAUGCUGCUUGUCUAGAGCUGAGAUCAGAAGGAUGUCAAGUUAUAGAAAACAGCUCUGAUGAUCCGGGUGUGCUUAUAAUGCAACUUCUCAUUGAUAAUAUUAGUCGCCCAGCCCCCAACAUAACACAUUUCUUGCUGAGGUUUGAUCUUGAUUCUCCUGUAGAAAGAACGGUGUUACAGCCAAAAUUUAAUUACAGUUGUUUGAAGGUUAUUCUUGAUACUCUGGAAAUGCUACCAAAGCCUGAUAUUAAUUCAAUGCUUCAUGAGUUUGGAUUUCAGCUGCUUUAUGAAUUAUGUUCAGAUCCACUCACAAGUGGCCCUACCAUUGAUCUACUUAGUACAAAAAAAUAUCAUUUUUUUGUAAAGCAUCUGGAUAACAUUGGUCUCGCGCCACUACCAAAAAGAAAUAACACCCAGUCACUUCGAAUCAGCUCUCUGCAUCAGAGGGCUUGGUUGCUGAAGCUUUUUGCACUUGAAUUGCACAUAGGCAAUGUGACAUCACCCACCCAUCGAGAUGUGUGUCACAACAUUAUUGCUCACCUGUUUGGUCUAGGUGAAACUGGAUACCACAGUGAUAACAAUAUUCUUCUACUUCAAGGUAGUCCUGAAGAUUCUGCAAACAGAGCCAUUGGCAGGAGCAAGGUGUUAGACUUGCUUGAAAUAGUUCAGUUUAGAUGCCCAGAUAUAACAAUGAAGCAUUCAGAGGUUCUUUCCCACACAAAAUUUGGACCUGUGGCUGAUGAUAUACUUGGGAACCCUUUAACUCAAGAAAAAGGAGGUGUCUAUUACUACUCAGAACGUGGUGAUAGGUUGAUUGACCUAAAUGCAUUCCGAGACACACUUUGGCAGAAGUGCAAUUUUGACAAUCCACAGCUGAGCUCCUUUGGCAGUGAAGCUGAACUCAAUGAAGUAAGAAGUGCAGUGCAGCAGUUACUUAGAUGGGGAUAUAAACACAACAAGAACCUUGAAGAGCAGGCUGCACAACUCCAUAUGUUAACAAGCUGGUCACAAAUUGUUGAGAUUGCAGCUUCAAGAAGGAUGUCCCCGAUGGAAAAUCGAUCCGAAAUAUUGUUUCAGUUGCUUGAUGCAUCUUUAAAUGCUUCCAGCUCUCCUGAUUGUUCGCUAAAGAUGGCACUGAUUUUAACUCAGGUUUCUAUCACAUGCAUGACUAAACUACGCGAUGAGAGGUUUGUUGGCCCAAGUGUGCUGAACUCCGACACUGUUACGUGCCUUGAUGUUAUAAUGACAAAACGACUGUCGAAUGGUGCAUGCCAUUCUAUCUUGUAUAAGAUUAUGAUGGCAAUCCUGAGACAUGAUACAUCAGAAGCAUUGAGACGACGCCAAUACACAUUACUUUUAAGCUACCUCCAAUAUUGUCAGCAUAUAUUGGAUCCAGAUGUCCCUACUACUGUUCUGCAAUCAUUAUUGAUGGAUGAGCAAGAGAGUGCAGAUUUGGAUCUGGAGAAGGUUGACCAGGAUCAGGCUGAGCUGGCACGUGCAAACUUAUCUAUUAUUAGAAAAGAAGCCCAAUCAAUAUUAGAUUUGGCCAUUAAAGAUGCAACUCAAGGCAGUGAAUCUGGAAAGAUAAUGGCGCUGUUUGUUCUGGAUGCAUUGAUUUGUAUCGAUCAUGAGAAGUUUUUCUUAAGCCAACUUCAAAGUAGAGGCUUUCUUAGGUCUUGUCUCAUGAGUCUCAGCAACAUUUCAUAUCAGGAUAGCAUGCACUCAAUAGAUCCAUUGCAGCGGCUGUGCGCUCUUGAGGCAGAACUUGCUUUACUAUUGAGAAUUAGCCAUAAGUAUGGUAAAUCAGGGGCGCAGAUACUCUUCUCCAUGGGUGCAUUUGAACAUAUAUCGACAUGCAUGACACAAAACAUGCAAGUAAAGGGGAACCCAAGGCGCUUUGACAGCAAUUUUGGGAAAGAUUCAUUUGCUGAUGUUCACAGACAAAGAAUGGUCGUUUCCCCAUCACUUCGAUUAGUUUUCUCGUUGACCUCAUUGAUUGAAACAACCGACUUCUUUGAGGUGAAAAACAAAAUUGUUCGUGAAGUUGUUGACUUUGUCAAAGGUCAUCAACUACUUUUUGAUCAAGUUAUUCGCCAAGACGUUUCUGAUGCUGACGAUUUGGCUAUGGAACAGAUGAACCUUGUUGUUGGUAUACUUAGCAAGGUUUGGCCUUAUGAGGAAGGUGCCGAGUACGGUUUUGUUCAAGGACUUUUUGGGUUAAUGCACUCUCUUUUUUCACGUGACUCAACAUCUCUUUCUUUAGCUCAGACAGAUUUUCAGAGACAGAGGAUGUCCGAAUUAAGUGCAUUCCGCUUGUGCUUUAGCCUUAGCUCCUACCUGUAUUUUCUUGUUAAAAGGAAAUCUUUGAGACUUCAGCUUUCCAACAAUUCAACUGAUUAUAGCGCGCCUGCUGGACAGCAGCAACCAACCUUAAGCCUACUUGGUUUUCUUCUGAACUCUGUGACCACCGCUCUUGAAAAUGCCGCUGAGGAAAAAUCUUUAUUACUUAAUAAGAUUCAAGACAUAAAUGAACUACCACGGCAAGAAGUCGAUGAAAUUAUUAAGAUGUGUGUUCUUGAAAAUCAAGUUGCAUCAUCAGACAAUAUUCAGAAAAGGAGGUACAUUGCAAUGGUAGAAAUGUGCCGGGUGGCUGGAAACAGGGAUCGACUUAUUAUUCUGGUGCUUCUUCUUGCAGAGAACUUGCUGAACAUUUUUCUUAUCCAUUUUCAGAACAGUUCAAUAUCUGAUUCUAGUCAAGCUGUCAAGGCACUUGCAUAUGGUUCAACAGGAGAAAUUGGCGAAGACCUAGAGUCGUUUUGUUCAAAACUUAUUCCAAUUUUAGAAAGACUUGAAUUGCUAAAAGAGGAUAAAGUGGGUCAUAACCUGAAGGUGUUCCAGAGAUUAGCGAGUUCUUUGAAGGAACUGACAAUUCAAAAGUUAGGACUGUGAAAGGGUUGAUAAAUUUCCUCAAGUCUAUAUUAUAAUGGGUACGAAUGUUCUGUUAGGUCUUCUGGCUGGCUCUGGUGCUUAAAAUCUUGUAUCAUGUAUGAUAUUCUUUGCACUUAAUUUAUAAUUUUAUAAAGAGCAGAUAAAAUGAUAGAUGCAAUAUUAAUUAGAGCUUCCCACUCCGCAAAGGAAGCCAGGAGGCGCAUUGACUGUGUUGGGCGACUGAUUUAGAAGCCAACCCACCUAAUCUGUCACCAGGAUUAUUUGUUGAAUACUUGAAGAGUUGAAGGGGACUGAACCCAGUGGAACAUCACUAGAUAUGUCAGAAGAAAAUUAACAGUUCAAAGAAUUGCUUUUUUGGUUAAUGCAAUGAUUUUCACUCUACAUGUGUUUUUUUUUUUCAAAUUUGUUGCGGUGCAAAAUGUUAUUGGUCACAUAUUCAGUGACACGUGCUUCUUUAUCUUGUUGACUGAAAUAGGGUCUCAAAUCGGAUGGGUUAGAAAUGUGUAUCCCGCGUGUUGGCAUGUUGGAAGCAAUACGCAGUUUUUUUUUA